Molecule: messenger RNA, 918 nt
Organism: Acytostelium subglobosum LB1
Lineage: Eukaryota; Evosea; Eumycetozoa; Acytosteliales; Acytosteliaceae
Exons: 3
Coding region: 1-918 (305 amino acids)
Source: RefSeq, a predicted model, not a curated record
AUGGCCAGUGGUACAUACCCAUGCACUUUUGACAACUCUUCCCAAUUAUACAGCAAUUAUAAUCUUAUCCUUGAUGGAAUUAAUGUGACGAUUGGACCAGCACCAGAUGCCAAGGGCGAUGUCCUAAUUGACAUUGGCGAAGAACUCGGUCAAUUCAUCUACAUCCCCGACUACUUUGAGAUUACCUACUCACCUCCCACCAGAGUGAUCGUCAACAACCUCAUCUUGGCCAAUGGUUUCGGCUCUGUCUUGUAUUCUGGUUCCAACAAUGCCAUUAUUGUGAUGAACAAUGUCACCGUCACCAACUUUACGAUGAACCUUAUCUCACUAUUUCAGGUUGACGACAGUAUUGGCAGAGGUCUUUCCUCACUGGUGUUGAAUGGAUGUUUGAUCACCAACUCCACAUACAGCCCACAACGUGCAUUGCCCAACAUCUUUGGUGUAUUACACUCAUACGCCAUUACUGAAACAACCAUCACGUCAAACACAUGGACUGAAUGGAUGUUUGAUCAGAGCGGUGGAGUCGAUGCUACUGACCAACUGAACGUGGCAUUUACCAACUGCUCAUUCUCCAACAACUUUUACAACAAUUCCUUCAUACUUGGCACUGAUAACACCAACUUGACACUGACCAAUGUGAACUUUGGUGAUGGUGGUGGACCAACUUCCAACAGCUUCAUCCAAUGCACUGAUGGAGAUGUAACCCUGGACAAUGUCUCUGGAGGAGGCCGGUUCAGUCUCCUCGAUUGUGCCAUCCAUGGAAACAACUAUCAAGUCUGUAAACCAUCGUUGAGUAAAGGUGCAAUCAUUGGAAUAGUGGUUGGAAGUGUGACCGGUGCAGUCGCCAUCAUAAUUAUUAUCGUUGUGGUCGUCAAGAAGGUAAGGUCAAAGAAUGGAUCGUAUCAAACAAUCAAUUAG